UUAUACAGUACGUUAUUACCAAGCUAAGAUAUUAUAUCUACGUAUUUACGUAAGAUGUGAAAUAAUUUCUUUGUUUGAAGUUACUAAAUUAAAGCUUAAUUGCUUAAAUUGUUUAAGGUGGUUGAAACUAAUAGUUUACGGAUAAAAAAUGCCCAAACAACUAAGCUUAAAAAAGUCACAAACCAGUUCUUCAAAAAAUCAAAUAGCAAUAACAAACUUUUUUAAAAGUGCUCCGAAUAACCAAUGUAAGUCUCCAGAGAAGCCACUUUUGGUCAAAGCUACAUCUAAUUCAAAGUCAAUAAAGAGAAAAGUUACUUCAUCCAUAGACGAACAAUCAAACUUUUUGUGUAAACAAAACCAAAAUGAUUAUGAAGAAAGGGCUUCUAAAAAAUUUAAAACAGACAACAGUAAUUCAUCAUUGGAGAAAAAAACAUUAUAUCUAGGCAACAAUGAUAAUCUUAGUACAAAUCCAAGGCUUUCUCCAAAAGAAAUUGUAAAUCAUGAUUUUGAAAAUAAUAGUAAUGAUGAUAAAUCUCCUUUGUCAUCAUUAUCUCCCAAUAGAAUAUCAGAUCAUGCUAAGGAAAAAUUUAGUGGUACCAGUAAAAAUGCUAAGGAACUAAUUAAUAUUGAAAAGGAAAAUCAAGAAUAUGACAUAAAUGAUAUUUUAAUAAAUAAUCAUGUCGAAAAUAUACAAGCAAAUAAUGAAUCACCAAAGAAAAGUCCUAAGGGAAAAGUAAAUACUGUGAGAUCACCAUUAAAAUUAGAAAAAUCAUUGCCAAAAUUUGGGUCAAAUGUUAAUGAAGUCUUAGAACUAAGUCCAAAUCAUGUUGAUGAUAUCUUCGAUGAUGAGUGGAAUUUUGAAGGCUUUGAGGAAAGUAAAGAGGACCUAGAUUUAAGUGUAAUGCAGAGAUGUGAAAUUCUAUCUGUUCAUCAUCAUCCUAGUAAAUUAGAACUAAAGCUUAAAAAUGAGAACGAAAAUAAAGGCACCUGUUUUGUUGAGGGGAUUUGGUUAAAUACACCUUUACAACCAGGAGAGAUUAUAAGCGUGCUUGCGUGUCGCAACUCAACGAGCCAAUACAGUGUUAAUAACGCAUCAGGUUUAUUGGUGUUACGACCUGAUCACCUUGUAUCCAGUACAAGUGUCGUGGCCGGUGUAUUCUGUAAGAGGAAAGCAAUAUUACAGGAACGGUGGCGAGGAAUAGAUUCAGCGAAUACCGCGAUGACUAUUGGUAUUCUUAUUCACGAACUGGUACAAAAAGCUCUUACACAAAACAUAAAAACUACAGCGGUUUUGGGUAUUGAAACUGAUAAUAUAAUCAAACAAUCAACUCAGUUAUUAUAUGAAGCAGGAAUAACGGAGACUGAGGCUCGGACAAACAUGCAAGUGUAUAUCGGACCUCUGGCUGACUUCAUGACAACGUACAUGCCUGGGAAGAGUUCUAAUAAGAGUAACGAAAAAGGUAAAUGGAAUGGUAAAAUAGAUAAAGUUCUGGACAUAGAGGAAAACCUCUGUUGUCCUAAAUUAGGUUUGAAAGGAAAGAUUGAUGCAACGCUACAAGUGACCAUACACGAGCGUGGAAAUAUUUCCGCGAUCGUACCCCUCGAGUUAAAAAGUGGUCGCGCCUCGAUGUCUGCAGAACACCGCGGACAACUCUUUUUGUACGGAAUGAUGCUAAGCCUGCAAAGACAAGAGGAUCCCACAACCGCUAUACAGAAAGGAUUGCUGCUUUAUUUGAAAGAGCGCACAGAUUUAAAGGAGGUCAGUUGUGGAUAUCCAGAGAGACGCGACCUUAUAAUGCUACGCAACGAACUCGUGCAGCAUCUCGCGGUCGGACCGCGUGACGUUGACACAGAAAACUUAGUGGACAUAGAAGAUGCUUCUCGGCUCUUACAGCAGAGCUUACCCGAGCCAGUACAUCAUCAAGCCGCGUGUGCCAAGUGUCCCUAUCUAACGCUAUGCUCUUUACACUUGUGGCACACAGACAACGGUCCACAAGUAUCGGAAUCCCAUCCAUUGACUAAGCUAAAAGAAGACGCACUCGGUCACCUCUCUCCAGCGCACAUAAAGUACUUCCUACACUGGACUAGCUUAUUACGGCUGGAGGAGAGAGGCCAGAUGUCAGCCUCGCCUUUGCACGCGCUAUGGACGGACAGUGUGGACAAACGAACAAAACGCGGAGUUUGCGCAGCGAAUUUAAAGCUAAAAGACGUAUCCGAUUCCAGUGAUAAAUUCUUGCAUGUUUUUACUAGAGAAUCUGCUAACAAGGUAAAUAAUGAUAAAACUGCAAAGGGACCUCAAGAAGGCGAAUUUUCAAUAGUAAGCAUAGAGAAUAGACCCUGGAUUGCUGCGGGAGUUGUUACUGUAUCAAAUAAUACUGAAUUACAUGUACUUUUGGAACGAGAUCUUAGCCAGCGCUUAAAUAAACAUACUCUAUUCCAUGUUGACACAUACGAGUCAUACGCGACAACCGUUCAGAAUCUCACAAACUUAGGCGUACUAAUGGAGGAUAGCGAGCGGGCUUUGCGGCUCAGAAGAUUAAUAAUCGAUAAAGAAAUACCAGAGUUCGCACCGAAGCUACCUCGGGAGGUGGGAAGACUCGGUUCCAAGUUGAUGCGCUCGCUGAACAUCGAGCAGCAACGCGCGGUACUGCGAGCGCUCGCCGCCGACCGCUACGCGCUGCUGCGGGGCUUACCCGGCACCGGUAAAACACAAACAAUAAGCGUGCUGAUUCAAAUGUUAGUAGCGCUAAAGCAACGUGUACUUGUUACCGCUCAUACACACUCCGCCGUUGACACCGUAUUAAAUAGACUGCCCGAGUCGCUGCGGGUGAUGCGCCUGGGCGCGGCGCGGCGCGUGUCGGGCGGCGUGCGCGCGCGCUGCGAGCACGCGCUGCUGCGGGCGGCCGGCAGCACGCAGCUGCGCGCGCAGCUCUACGACUCCAUGGACGUGGUAGGCGUGACAUGCCUGGGGGCCGCGCAUCCGAUGCUCGCAAAAACUACUUUUGACGUUUGCAUUGUUGAUGAGGCAACACAGGUUUUACAAUGUACCGUUUUACGACCUCUAUUCGCCGCCAAACGCUUCGUGCUCGUCGGCGACCCUGAACAAUUACCUCCCGUUGUUAAAAGCAGAACUGCUAGGCGUUUGGGUAUGGAGGAAAGCUUAUUCCACAGACUAAUGCAAGAAAAAGCAACUAGCACACUUCGGCUUCAAUACCGCAUGAACCAGCCGCUAGUCGAUGUGGCUAACAAAGUGGCUUAUAAUGACAGUUUAAAGUGUGCGAACCAAAAUGUGGCACAGGCGAAAUUGAAGAUAGACUUGCAGAAAAUAAUGUCUCGGUGCUCAAAAGAAUCUCCUUGGAUGGUUAAAACUUGCAGUGCAGAGUUUGAGGAUGUUGCUAUAUUUCUAAACUUAGAGCUGGGAGCCGCUGACAAGUCAAACAAUGACAAAACUUUAACCAAUGUUGAGGAAGCAUGUGUCGUUAUGACUUUAAUAGAAACUUUUAAAGAGGGCAAUGUCUCCACAGCAGAUAUUGGUAUCAUAGCUCCAUUUAGAGAUCAAGUGGCACUCUUACGAAGAUGCCUUAAAAGUCAGGAUGUCGAAGUUAGCACCGUUGACCAGUUCCAGGGGAAAGACAAAGACGUCAUUAUAUACUCUUGCACAAAACGUAACAUACAGGAUGGCAAAACAGUCAAAGAAGGCGAGGUUCUAAAUGACCAAAGACGUUUAGCAGUAAGUGUGACACGCGCCAAGCACAAACUCAUUGUUAUAGGAGAUUUGCGCGCCUUGCGACGGUAUCCAACAGUCCUACGAUUAAUUGAAGCAUGCACAACAAUCUCUAUAGAUCAAGAAACAUUAUCGACGUUAAUGAAGAAAUAUAAGAACGUUAUUGUAUAACGUAGUAAUCUUUAUAAAUAUAAUACUAUUCAUUCUAAUUUUAAUUAUGUU
Vanessa tameamea is the source of this 3946-nucleotide messenger RNA. RefSeq names its product DNA replication helicase/nuclease 2 (gene Dna2). The record is from RefSeq and is a predicted model, not a curated record. Gene Ontology annotation, molecular function: single-stranded DNA helicase activity; 5'-flap endonuclease activity. The transcript has 24 exons. Gene Ontology annotation, cellular component: cytoplasm. Gene Ontology annotation, biological process: replication fork reversal. Lineage: Eukaryota; Metazoa; Arthropoda; Insecta; Lepidoptera; Nymphalidae. The coding region runs from base 149 to 3895 and encodes 1248 amino acids.